Molecule: messenger RNA, 1535 nt
Organism: Schistosoma rodhaini
Lineage: Eukaryota; Metazoa; Platyhelminthes; Trematoda; Strigeidida; Schistosomatidae
Source: the annotation of a GenBank genome assembly
CUUAUAAAUUAAUAUCACAAUAUGAUACAUUUAUCACAGGGUCAUAGUGCUAAACUUGACCCAGGUCAUAUGAUUGAAAAGAGUAUAAAUGCAACUACACAAGUUUAUCAUACUACUGAAGGAGUACAAUGUCAGCUGCUUUCAUGAUCCUGUUUGUUAUACUCACAUGCUUCACAGAAUGGUCACUUGAAACAACGGCAAAUACUACUGAGUCUUACUUCAAUUCGACUGAAUCUCAAUCCAAGCUAUUGCAGGCUGUCUAUCAAUCUUUAGACUGUGUACGGUUGUAUGCUCCGUUCUUCGGACGCUAUUAUUGGAUUGAUGUUUGUGACAGUAACAGUUAUAUUAUACCAUAUUUUAUGUGGUAUACAAAUACAAUCUGCGCACAUCGAUCUUAUCUCAUCACGAGAUACUGGAUCGUGUAUACGCGACACGGAUUCCUCGGUCAACAUAUUAUACUUACACCCGGUGUAUGUAUAAGAAAUUUAAGGCAACACGGAAUAUGGUCGGUUGGGUCCAUACUAAAAUGCACAAAAAUAAGCCAAUACAUCGCUAACUAUUACUGUUACAGGCCAAGAGUAGCACCGUGGCCGUAUGAUCAAAUCCCACAAUAUGCAUCUUUAUCCCAAACACAACCAAAUCAAUUUCCACCUGGAGGUUUGGUUCCGUCCAAUUUGCAAGGUCCACAAAACCAAGGUAUAGCAACUGUAAAUGCUCCAGCUUAGAUUCUUUAUUUCGAAAAUUUCUUACCGUUAAACAAUUUUAAAUAAACAUUACAAUAUGAAAUGAACAAAUUAUAUUUUACGUAUGUAUUGACUUAGAUGGUAAUAAUUGUGGAAAAUAUAUAUUUACCUAGUUCAAUUUUAUUUAAAUAACUAACACGAUACCUUUAAAUCGCAUUAAACUUUCAACAUUAGUCUACAAAAUGAUCAGGCCAAGAAUAAAUGUUUCAAAUGCCAUUGGGGUUGACGGACGUUUUUCAAUUUGCAUAGUCAACAUCACGGAAUGAUCUUAAUCAAGCAAACACGGGAAACCGAAAACGCUAGAUAGGCGCUUCGUUCUACUAUGUGAACACUCAGAAGUGAGCAUCCAAGUCUACAUCACCAAGGACAAAACGCAGGACUUCCAGUUCCCAGCAUGAAUAAAUAACCCACAGACUACUAUGCGAAACUGAAUAUCCUGGGUUUGAAACCUGGUAUUCUGGUCGUGAGUGAGCAAUUCUGAGUUGAAAUCUGCUUGAAAAGAAUAUUUGUUCAGUAGUUCCACGAUUCAAGUGGUUAGGUAAUUAAGGUUAUUCCUUAAUGUUAGCUGUGAAAUAUUUCUAAUUUUAUCAACGGUGCAUGCUUUGCCUACCCAGCUUCUUUUAAGUCGUGAAAUGAUGUUGCUGGAGUAUAUGAGCCCUUUCCUCCCGAUACAAAGUAUGAGAUGUUAACAGAAUUAACCAAUUUUAUGUUGGACGUUUUAGCAAAUGUACUUGGCUAAUUAACUAGUUGUUACUGUUUCCAUAGGCCUUUCUUUAACCCUAAAUAACAAAA